Messenger RNA from Tribolium castaneum (red flour beetle), 1858 nucleotides. It is a transcript of the gene CCT2, whose product is annotated as Chaperonin containing TCP1 subunit 2. Gene Ontology annotation, cellular component: cytosol; chaperonin-containing T-complex. Lineage: Eukaryota; Metazoa; Arthropoda; Insecta; Coleoptera; Tenebrionidae. The coding region runs from base 150 to 1754 and encodes 534 amino acids. Gene Ontology annotation, molecular function: ATP-dependent protein folding chaperone; ATP binding; ATP hydrolysis activity. Gene Ontology annotation, biological process: protein folding. The record is from RefSeq and is a predicted model, not a curated record. The transcript is spliced from 3 exons.
CAAAUUGAAUUGUUUCAUCUCUGUCCCCCACAUUUAUUUAGUGCAUUUCGCAUUUAGUUUUUUGACAAUUGACAGUGUAGUCAGUGAGUGAGACGGUUCCGUACAUAACUCGCAAAUAUAAGCAAAAAACGUGAAAAAACCACACAAAAAUGGUCUCGUUAAACCCCGUGCGCGUGUUGAAGCAUGAAGCCGAGGAGGAAAAAGCGGAAAUUGCCCGCUUGUCGAGCUUCGUGGGGGCGAUUGCAAUUGGGGAUUUGGUCAAAAGUACGCUGGGGCCCAAAGGAAUGGACAAGAUUUUGGUGUCCAGUGGCAGGAACGCGGGGCAGGUUGAAGUUACAAAUGAUGGGGCCACGAUUUUGAAGUCGGUGGGGGUUGAUAACCCCGCAGCCAAAAUUCUGGUUGAUAUGUCCAAAGUGCAGGAUGAUGAAGUGGGCGAUGGGACCACCUCAGUCACUGUCUUAGCUUCUGAGUUGUUGAAAGAAGCGGAAAAGCUCAUAGACCAAAAAAUCCACCCACAAACAAUCAUCGCUGGUUGGCGUAAAGCUGUAGAUGUGGCCAGGAAAGCGUUGCUAGACGCCUCUGCUGAUAACAGUUCGAAUUCGGAAAAAUUCCGUGAAGAUCUGAUGAAUAUCGCACGAACGACUCUCAGUUCGAAAAUUUUAUCUCAACACAAAGAACAUUUCGCUAAAUUAGCUGUUGAUGCUGUCAUGCGUUUGAAAGGUUCCGGUGAUUUACAAGCCAUUCAGUUAAUUAAAAAAUCGGGAGGAACCCUUGAAGAGUCAUUCUUGGACGAGGGUUUCCUCCUCGAUAAAAAACCAGGCGUCCAUCAACCGAAACGCGUCGAAAACGCCCGAAUUUUAAUCGCCAAUACACCAAUGGACACCGAUAAAAUCAAAGUGUUUGGUUCGCACAUCAAAGUGGAUUCUAUGGCGAAAAUCGCCGAGUUGGAGUUGGCCGAGAAGGAAAAAAUGAAAGACAAAGUAAACAAAAUCCUCAAACAUAACGCCAACGUUUUUAUUAACAGACAGCUAAUUUAUAAUUAUCCUGAGCAAUUGUUUGCCGAUGCUGGCGUUAUGGCGAUCGAACACGCCGACUUUGAUGGCAUUGAGCGUUUAGCUUUGGUCACAGGUGGCGAGAUCGUCUCAACGUUUGACAAUCCUGACCUUGUAAAGCUUGGCAAAUGCGAUUUGAUUGAGCAAGUUAUGAUUGGUGAGGAUAUUUUGCUGCGUUUUAGUGGAGUUCCUCUAGGGGAGGCUUGCACUGUUGUGAUUCGUGGAGCGACUCAACAAAUCAUAGACGAGGCUGAUAGGUCGCUUCAUGACGCUCUUUGUGUCCUUGCGGCUACAGUUAAAGAGAGCCGAAUUGUUUACGGUGGGGGCUGUAGUGAGACUUUGAUGGCUGUGGCUGUGAGCAAAGCUGCAGCCAAGACUCCGGGUAAGGAGGCUGUGGCGAUGGAAGCCUUCGCGAGGGCUUUGCUCCAGUUACCGACUAUUAUAGCCGAUAAUGCAGGGUAUGAUUCAGCUCAGUUGAUAAGCGAGUUGAAGGCGGCUCAUAACAGUGGGAAUGUUACGGCGGGGCUUAAUAUGGAGACGGGGGAACAGGGCGAUAUGAGGGCUUUGGGGAUCACGGAGUCGUUUGUUGUUAAAAGACAGGUUUUGUUGUCGGCGGCUGAAGCAGCAGAGAUGAUUUUGCGUGUUGAUAAUAUUAUUAAAGCGGCACCGAGGAGAAGAGUCGAGGAUAGGGGACACUGCUAAUUCGUCAAACUCACUAUUUUUACUUGCAUUGUAUUAGUUGUACAACUAAGUUUUUUGAUGUAUUUGUAUUGAUCCAUUAACACGUAAUAAAACGCUUUCAUUUA